Messenger RNA from Nylanderia fulva, 682 nucleotides. RefSeq names its product ATP synthase, subunit D. Gene Ontology annotation, molecular function: proton transmembrane transporter activity. Gene Ontology annotation, biological process: proton motive force-driven ATP synthesis. The record is from RefSeq and is a predicted model, not a curated record. NCBI's taxonomy places the organism in Eukaryota, Metazoa, Arthropoda, Insecta, Hymenoptera, Formicidae.
UAGAAGUCUAUGCUUGCGAACAGCUGUCUCGCUGUCGAGAAUUGAGAAGGUAAUCGACGAAAAAAUGUCGCGGAAGGCGAUUAAGGCGAUUAAUUGGGCGGCUCUCGCCGAAAGGAUUCCGGAGACGGAAAAAACCGCGUUCGUCGCCUUUAAAGCCAAGUCUGAUCAACAUCUGCGACGAAUGACUGCGAAUCCAGAAGCACCUCCGAAGAUUGACUGGGCAUAUUACAAGAAAAAUGUUGCUUUAGCCGGAUUAGUCGAUAAAUUUCAGAAGGAUUAUGAAUCCAUCUCAGUGCCAUAUCCAACAGAUAAAUAUACUUCGCAAAUUGAGGCUCAAGAAAAGGAUCUGUUUGUUCAAAUCGAGCAAUUUAUCAAGGAUUCGAAUGAACGUAUCGCUACUGCCAGCAAGGAAGUCGAGAGAGUAAAGAGUUUGUUACCGUUCUCCGAAAUGACCAUGGAAGAUUUCCGAGACUUCUGUCCGGAGCAGGCUCUCAAUCCUGACAAGCCAACAAUUUGGCCGCACACACCGGAAGUGCAGCCGGAGAACGAGCAAGGGCGACCGUCGCAUCAUUAACUUUGUGCUACAAUAUGUCCUGAAAAUGGUUGAAAUGUAAAAUGUAGUCAUAAGUCUAGCAUAUGACUCAAAACUGUAUAUUAAGUCGAAAAAAAAUUGUUUCCUUUA